Molecule: messenger RNA, 595 nt
Organism: Anastrepha obliqua
Lineage: Eukaryota; Metazoa; Arthropoda; Insecta; Diptera; Tephritidae
Exons: 4
Coding region: 50-595 (181 amino acids)
Source: RefSeq, a predicted model, not a curated record
UUUUAAUAGCAAAGCAUAUCGGAACUCUCGUUUUCUUGGGUGUAAAAUCAUGGAUCGUUUUUUAGUCAAAGCAGAUGGCACGCAAUAUGGUGCAAUAAGAAAGGAGCCAACAAUUCCAGUGUCUAGUAAAUCAGUUAUCAGCUCUUCUGACGAAUCAGAUGGAUCAGCCUCCGAAGAUGUGUCCAAAAAUUGUAAACAAAAAUUCCGUCCACAUUGGAAAAAUUUACAUAGAUGGCUUGAUACUAAAGAAGGUAAAUCGUACUGCGUGAUUUGCAAAAAAAUCCUUGCCAAUAACAUAACCAAUAUUAAAAGACACGGAGAAGGAGAAAGUCAUAAAAAAAGGCAAGCAGCUUUGCGAAAUCAAAUUAAGCUGAGCGACGUUAAAGAAAGGUGUUAUGCUACCAAAAAUGCAAUCAAGAUAGCUGAAUUAAAAAUUAUACUUUUUUUGUGCAUUUACGAUUUACCGUUUACACUCAUACCGCCUUUAAUAGAACUAAUUAAAAGUGUUGCAGCCAAUACAAAUGUAAUAAAAGGCCUGAAAUGUGGUAGAACAAAGGCAAAAGAAACCGUAACAAAUACGAAGCAACAGAUGUAA